GCAACUUUCUGAUAAGUUGAUAAAGACACUAAUAGUAUUUACUUACCUCUAAUGUGUUACAAUGUUUGCCAGUCGGUUAACUUAUUUUUCACCAUAAAAUAUUUAAAUAUACGUAUAAUGUAUGUAUGUAUGAACAGAGUGAUUAAUAUUGCUCCCCUAACUUAAAUUAUGGGCAGCCAUUUAUGAUAUUACCAUACUGAUACCAUAUAAAUUCACAUGCUAAUUAAGAAGAGCUAAAAAUUAUUCUCAGCAGAGUGAUGGGAAGCGAGAGUGAUCGAUUAGAGCAGAGUGGAUAUAAGAUAAUUUUACUGGUGUUUUUAACUGUAGAUUGAUCGCAUCCAGAACAAGACUCUGUAUGAACAGUACAAGGUGAGAGCCCAGACUAUUGACAAGGCCAAACCAAAUCAAGUGAAUGAAAAAACACUGUGGCAUGGCACUCUGAAGGAGAUGCAGUCCAGCAUCACCACGUACGGCUUUAAUCGCAGCUUCUGUGACGCAACCUUGGACGAGUUAGGACAAGGUGUGUAUUUCACACAGACAUCUGAACUGGCUGUCAGCAAGUACUGCAAAGAAGAUGUACAGAAGCAGAAGUAUCUGUUCCUCAGCAAGGUUAUCACAGGAGAGUUCAUCAAAGGAACCGCCAAGUCAAGAGUUCCUCCCUGCAUCGACAGUGCAAAACCAGAAGUCUUGUACGACUCGGUGGUGGACGAUUCCAGUAAUCCCACAACCUUCGUCAUAUUCAAUGACACACAGGCGUAUCCAGAGUACCUGAUUGUUGUCCAGUCUUAACUGCAGUACAUUUCGUUACAGUCUUAUCUGGAAUAGACUUUUGGACGUAUAACUGUAUUAUAUUGGGUAACAAUCAUUUCCAGAAAGACUUUCAGAUGUAUUAUAGUUGGUAACAUUCAGUUUUUCUUAACAGACUUUUACAUUUAACUGUAUUAUAUUUGGUGACACUUACUUUAUUCUUUUAACCACAUAUUACUUGCUAUGAGUUGUAUCAGGAAUACACUUUAAGGCUUAACUGUAUUAUAUCACUCAAUUUAUUCAUAAUAUAUUUUCAGAAUUAAAUGCAAUAUAUUUUGGAACAUUCAUUCCUUUUCUGCAUCUAUAGUUUGUUUUGUCUGUGUGAAAGUCGGAAUUACCAAAUGUUUGACAUCCAAUAUUCGAUUUUGAGUUACAUUUUGAUCAAAUAUAUCAUUUGAAUGUUUCCUACAUAAUAUUUGGUUUUUAUUUAUUUUUCAUUGAUGCUAAAAUUGAGGGGCGGGAUUUAGCUCAGUUGGUUGAGUGCUCACUUGAGGUGCUUGUGUCACAGGAUCGAGCCACCUCGGUGGAUCCAUUCAGCUGA
Messenger RNA from Gigantopelta aegis, 1348 nucleotides. Its product is annotated as protein mono-ADP-ribosyltransferase PARP15-like. Gene Ontology annotation, molecular function: NAD+ poly-ADP-ribosyltransferase activity; transcription corepressor activity. NCBI's taxonomy places the organism in Eukaryota, Metazoa, Mollusca, Gastropoda, Neomphalida, Peltospiridae. The transcript has 2 exons. The record is from RefSeq and is a predicted model, not a curated record. The coding region runs from base 448 to 789 and encodes 113 amino acids. Gene Ontology annotation, biological process: negative regulation of gene expression. Gene Ontology annotation, cellular component: cytoplasm; nucleus.